Cheilinus undulatus (humphead wrasse) is the source of this 3670-nucleotide messenger RNA. It is a transcript of the gene slc25a16, whose product is annotated as solute carrier family 25 member 16. NCBI's taxonomy places the organism in Eukaryota, Metazoa, Chordata, Actinopteri, Labriformes, Labridae. Bases 327 to 1277 code for a protein of 316 amino acids. Gene Ontology annotation, biological process: transmembrane transport. The transcript is spliced from 10 exons. Gene Ontology annotation, cellular component: mitochondrial inner membrane. The record is from RefSeq and is a predicted model, not a curated record.
UGCCAGACCGUCAGACGUCUACAGGCGAAGGGCACAGAUGCACAUUACAUGAACCUCCAAAGUGCCUUGGAUUCAUUAAUAAAAACGGUUAUUGUGAUGGUUUCAACUGAAACGAUGAACGGCGGGCUCUUAGAUGCGAUACGACUCUGUGUGGAUGGUAAAUUUACCUUUUAAAAGGCCUGUUCCCCGGAAGUAGAGGAGCGAAGGAAGCCUGUAACUCAACGAAAGGGGAAACGAAUUUCUUCAAGACAUUAUAAACCAACUGACCUUUAACUUUGCUACGUGCAGUAUCUUCCAUGGAUGUGUCAGAUUCCUGAGCAGGAAGGAUGACAUCAGAGGCUUCGGUCUCUGCUAUCAGCACCAGUGCCAAGAAGGACUACUACUGGCUUCGGUCUAUAGCAGCUGGAGGUGUAGCAGCAUGCUGUGCCAAGACCACUAUUGCUCCUCUGGACAGAGUCAAGAUCCUUCUGCAAGCCCAGAACCCCCAUUACAAACAUUUAGGAGUGUUUUCCAUCCUCAAAGCUGUGCCACAAAAAGAAGGGUACCUUGGCUUGUAUAAGGGAAAUGGGGCCAUGAUGGUCAGGAUAUUUCCCUAUGGAGCCAUACAGUUUAUGGCCUUUGACAAUUAUAAAAAGCUACUUAGUACACAGAUUGGGAUCUCAGGACACAUCCACCGCCUCAUGGCAGGAUCUAUGGCAGGGAUGACUGCAGUGAUAUGCACCUAUCCUCUGGAUAUGAUCCGGUCCAGACUGGCCUUCCAGGUGACCGGGUAUCAUCGCUACACUGGAAUUUUCAAUGCCUUCCACACCAUCUACCUUAAGGAGGGGGGUGUCCUUGGCUUCUACAGGGGACUUACUCCAACACUUAUUGGAAUGGCCCCCUAUGCAGGUUUCUCAUUCUUCACUUUCGGCACACUGAAGAGCCUCGGCUUGAAACAUUUCCCAGAUCUCCUGGGACAGCCCUCCUCUGACAACCCUGAUGUUCUGGUUUUGAAAACCCACGUUAACCUGCUCUGUGGCGGGGUUGCUGGCGCCAUCGCUCAGACGAUAUCAUAUCCUUUGGAUGUAGCAAGGAGAAGAAUGCAGUUAGGAACUGUGCUUCCAGACUCUGAGAAAUGCUCAACUCUGAGGAAGACCCUGACAUAUGUGUAUAGGACAUACGGGAUCAAGAGGGGGUUAUACCGAGGCCUGUCCCUUAACUACAUCCGCUGUGUCCCAUCCCAGGCCAUCGCCUUCACCACCUACGAGUUCAUGAAGCAGGUCCUCCACCUGAACUAGUCGCUGUUCAAACGUUUCACUCUACAGUUGGGCCUGUGUACACCCUGGGUCAUGAAAAAACUCAGCCUCUAAUGCUUCCAUCUCACAGUAAUUGAAGACUUAACUUGAAAUGUCUUAAACUCUUCAGUCUGGGAGCUGCUUUUUCCUUGAGUUUACUGAAGGCAUCGGGUGUGUCAGUUAGAGCUGAAAAAGGAGACGAUAUCAGACAGAAGCUCGGACCCUGUCUCACAUCCUGUUUUAGUGACUACAGAAAACAUGUGAACAACUUCAGCAUCAGUGUCUCCAUGAAUACAAAAAGGCAGCUGAACCUUUAUCAUGGUCGGUGAGCUUCAGACAGCUCUUUGGCUGCGCCACAACAACUCUGUAAAUGUGUGGAAACCUCAUCAUUCAUACAUCAAACACAGAUGUCCUCACAUUCUCACAUCUUUUCUGUUGAUUUCAUUGCUGAUUUUAAAUGGACACCAGCUUAAACAAUCAAAAUGUACUUUAUUUCUAUUUUUUUUUUUACAAAGAAGGGAACUCAGUGAAACAUUACCCCUAAAGACUUUAAUUUAACAGAUAAACUUUUUUUAUUAUUUAUCAUAUCUUCUUCUCAUUGACUCAUGGAAGAAGGGAUUGUUAUAAUUGGACAAUAAACGUGUGAUUUGUAGAUUUUUAUUCAAGUUUCAUUGUGUCUUUAAAUUUUGAGUGCAGGUCUCAGAUGCAGUACCAUAAAAAGAUGUUUACCUGCAGACAGAUGCAGUGACUGACUGAGGACCUUGGAGUUAUAGUUUGACGGGACUUUAAAUUUUAUUGCCAAACCCUAUUAAGAGCAGUUACUGUCAUUGUUUUCAGCUGCUGGCUUUUUUUCUUGUGUUUUUUUUACUUUGGUAAAUAUGCACUCAGAUGUUUAGUUUGUUAUUUCAUAUGAUAAUGAAAUAUUAAUCAGAAAGACAUUAUGAGCUGUUUAAGUGUAUAUGAUGAAUUAAAUGGAUGUACUGUAGGUCUGACAUGUUUGAGUACAAGUCUGCCUGUAGGGACUGAGGAGAAAUUUGCACAUCAUCACUGUAGCUUUUUCUUUUUAUUUAUUGAUUUAGCGACCUGUGGCCACUGGGUGGCAGCAUUGAACAGAUAAUUGUAUUGUUUACUAUCAGAGCUGGACACAGCAUUCAUAAAAACACAAAUCUCUAAGCAAAUACAAUUAUCGUGAGAGUCUUUACUGUUUCUUCCAUUUUGCUUAACCAAAUUGUAUGUCUGCAGUCUGUGCCCAAGGAAGGCUGAGCAGUAUUUACCCAAAGGCCUUUAUUUGACUGCUGAUGUUUGCUUUAGCUCCAUAAGUUUGUUGCACACUUUCUCAGCAGUCAGAGUCUUACUCCACACAUUAUCUGUUCUUUUAUUGGAGUUUUUUUAAAAUGCUGCAAUUUGCAGGAAGUUCAGUAAUACUGACUGUUUGAUCUCCCUCCAAAAAACCUGAGACAUCACAUGUUAAAGCUUUUUAAAAUAAAGAUUAAAUAAUUUCGGAUACAUAGGCAGGUAUAAACAACAAAUCAAGACAAUGGCAAGGACACAGAAGCAGACAUUUAAAAUUACAAAACAAUUUGUCUGUUAAGCGAUUAGUCAGGUUUUUUUUUUUUCAAGCUAAAAAAAAGUCAAGAAAUUUUCUGUUCCCAGCUUCUAAAAUGUAAGAAUUUGCUGUUUUUCUUUGUCCUGUUUCAUGUUAAUGAAGAUUGUUAAGGCAUUCGACUUUUAAAUCAACCUCAGGAUGUUAGUUUUGUCUCAAUGCUGGGAACAUUUUCACUCAUUUCUACAUUUUAUACAUUCAGAAUUAAUCCUGAAAAGGUUGUGUGAUUGCUCCAAGCCCUUUUAUCCCCACUUAGGUUGCGAACUAGUAAUAUCAGAAAUCUCAGACUACUGAACACCUCAGACGCUGUUCUUUUUUAAUGAUUUGGUACUGAGCAGCGUGAUGCCUCUCUUGUGAAGGUUUCUAUUUAACGAUUGCAUGUAUAAUUUAUUUAACAGUAACUGUAGUAUCCAGCUGUGCCUCCUCACCUGGGCUGAAGUGUUUCAUCACACACUGGUGAUCAGUGGCAGCCAUCAUAUUGGGAAACAAAGCACAGUUUUCAUCUGCAUUUCUGCCUUUUUUUUGUUGCCUCUCCAUUACACAAACUUUACAUCAUGACCCUUUGAUUCAUAUGUUUGCUUUUAUUUAUGUUUUAGCACUGUUAUUGCUGUUUUUUAUUUCUCCUAUCAGUCUUCAUGAACACAUCAGCUCUGCUCCUGCAGCCAUAGCAACAGAAGACUGUAAAAAGUAGAUUUAUGGAAAUGUCUCUAACAUAACAAUUUUAUCAGCUGAUAUUAGAUGUAAUUGAAAGUCUUCAGAAUGACUGAACAAUGAAAUAUUUUUUUCCAUCUUA